Messenger RNA from Cajanus cajan (pigeon pea), 914 nucleotides. Its product is annotated as light-harvesting complex-like protein OHP2, chloroplastic. Gene Ontology annotation, cellular component: chloroplast thylakoid membrane. Lineage: Eukaryota; Viridiplantae; Streptophyta; Magnoliopsida; Fabales; Fabaceae. The record is from RefSeq and is a predicted model, not a curated record.
UGAUUUUGAUAAGACAUGUCCAAGUCUAAGGUUCAAACAAGGCUUGUGUUGAAAAAGGUAAAAGCAUAAAAAAAUUAAAAAUAACAAAAAUAAAAUCUAAGGAUUGAGUAUCCCCUUCUCAAGCAAAAAAAAAAAAAAAAUGUCUGUGACAUCUUCAUUCCCAUGCAUCAAAAUCCCAGCUUGUUCCUCUUCAUCAUGCACAUCUUCAUCAACUUCAUCAUUUAGAUUUUCCUCUUGCAAGCCUUAUGCUGUGGCUGUUACUGUAAGGAACUCUCAGACCGAAGGGCCUCUGAGAAGACCAGUGGCUCCUCCUGUGAGAGAACCAUCUAGUACUAUCCCUCAGCCCCUCAAGCCUUCACCUCCUUCUCAGCCUCCUCCUCAGAAGCCUUCUCCUCUUGUUGGGGAUGAUAAGAAUCUCAUAACAUUAGAGUUUCAGAGGCAAAAGGCUAAGGAGCUGCAGGAGUACUUCAAACAGAAGAAGCUUGAAGAAGCAAAUCAGGGUCCUUUCUUUGGCUUCAUUGGCAAAAAUGAGAUCAACAACGGAAGAUGGGCAAUGUUUGGUUUUGCUGUUGGAUUGUUAACAGAGUAUGCAACAGGCUCAGACUUUGUUGAUCAAGUAAAGAUCCUUCUCUCGAAUUUUGGGAUAGUGGAUUUGGAAUGAAUACCAUAAGAUCAUAUAUACUGUCAAUAGUUUCAUGUUGUUUUUCCUAGCAUAAACAAGGUUCAUCAAUUUGUUUCAUCUUCAUAUAUAGCAAGCAAGCUUGCUGCUGUGUCUCCACAUCUAUAAAAUAACAAUAAUAUCAUGAUUUUCAUUUUCCUUUGUGCUCAAUUGCCUUGCUAUAGGUAUGGUAAGCCAUUUGAGUGCAUUGCAUUUAACAUCAGAUACCAAAUGAAAAAUGUGCAUUGUUCAUUAA